CAUUCCAAAACAUGGACCUAAGAUUGUUUGACGCCGCUCAAACUGGAAACAUCAGCUACUUUCACCAAUUGUUAGCAGAGAAUCCUCUAAUCCUCCACAACACUUCCCUAUUCUCCACUUAUAAUCCACUGCAUAUCGCUUCAUCAACCGGGCACGUUGACUUUGUUAAGGAGAUUCUCAGGUUAAAACCUGAAUUUUCCGAUGAAGUUAAUCAAGAUGGAUUUAGCCCCAUGCACAUAGCUGCUGCAAAUGGGCAUGUAGAGAUUGUAAAGGAGCUUAUGAAAGUUGACAAGAAACUUUGCCGGGUGGAGGGCAGAGACAAGAAAACACCUCUUCAUCAUGCAGCUAUUAAAGGAAAGGUUGACGUUAUCAGUGAAAUUGUUUUGUGUGAUGCUGAUUGUUUAGAAGAUUUGAGUGUUCAAAGAGAGAAUGCAUUGCAUCUUGCUGUCAUGAAUAACCAGUUUCAAGCCACAAGGGUGCUACUGGAUUUGGCAAGGGAGCUGAAGAAGGAACAUGUCUUGAACAUGAGAGAUGAAUAUGGCAAUACAGUCCUGCACCUUGCUACCUGGAAAAAACAACGCCAGAUAAUAGAAUUGUUGAUUGGAAAAGGAACCACUAACUCUCAAGUUUUGGAAGUAAAUGCCAUUAACAAGACUCAUCUCACUGCCCUGGAUUUACUAAUGAUUUUCCCAAGUGAAGCCGGUGACAGGGAAAUUGAGGAGAUCCUCAGGGGGGCUGGAGCUCUAAGAGCAAAAGACAUUGCUGUCUCUGCCAACCCUUCCAUCGAAUCCAGCGAUUCUGCUGCGAACACACCUGCAGCACCCCGGCGGAGUCAAUCCAGAUUAAAGGAUACACUUGAGUACUUCAAGUUCAAAAAAGGCAGAGACUCGCCAAGCGAAGCCCGUAGUACACUGUUGGUUAUAGCCAUUUUGGUAGCAACCGCAACCUUCCAAGCAGGGCUCAGUCCUCCAGGAGGUGUUUGGCAAGAUCACAAUCUUCCUGGCAGAAACAGUAGCACCAGCAUUGACAAAGAACACUUUGCAGGGUGGUCUAUUAUGGGCACAGCCAGUGGAAUUACAUUUGUCCUCUUUGUUCUCUUCAACUCAAUUGGGUUUUCAGUGUCUCUUUUCAUGAUCAAUAUCCUUACCAGAGAUUUCCCUCUGCAGUUUGAGCUUCAGAUCUGCAUGGUUGCUAUGUAUUUCACAUACAGCACAGCAAUGUCAGUCAUUGCGCCUGAAAGUUUAAAGCUCUUCAUCAUUAUAUUCACCUCUAUCUAUCCAACCUUUACACCGGUUCUAACAAGUUUCCUUAAACUGCUGAUCAAGAAACUUGCCGAUGAGGUAAAAGUUGUUUGGAAAGUGAUCCCGUUGAAUUUCAGAUGGAGGGAAAGCAGAGUUGUGAACUGGACUCUGUAGUUUUUUUUGUUUCAUUCUAUAAAUUCUGAAUACUACCAAGGAACUCAGAAGUGCAGCUGUCUCUGUGAUUAGAGGCAAAAGAUUGCUUUCAUGCCACCAUACUCGGAUGGAAAUAAGUCACUUUUCCAGGAACUUAUCAAGUAAAUUGCUUUAGCAGGAUGUCGAACAGAUAAGAAAACAUACACUCACAUUGGACACUGUUAGGUUAGGCCACGAACAUUCUUCUUCUUCUUCUUCUUCAUCUUCCUGUUCACAUAUAUACAGGCCUUUAUACUAAAGCUUGAAUUCCGGACAGAAGAAAUUACUUAUCAAGCAACUAUUGCACAGAGUUACCAAU
Carica papaya (papaya) is the source of this 1752-nucleotide messenger RNA. RefSeq names its product ankyrin repeat-containing protein BDA1-like. NCBI's taxonomy places the organism in Eukaryota, Viridiplantae, Streptophyta, Magnoliopsida, Brassicales, Caricaceae. Gene Ontology annotation, cellular component: plasma membrane. The record is from RefSeq and is a predicted model, not a curated record. Gene Ontology annotation, molecular function: protein binding.